GAAGUGUUCAACUGAAUUCUCACUCUCUCCUCUCUCCUCUCUCCAUCACUCUCACUCCAACUCCAAUAUUCUGAAGCCAAUCAUAUUCCUUCCAUAGCAACAGUCAACCAGGGUAAUAAAAAGUGAAAAACUAGGCAGAGAAGAAACACACACCAUGAGCAGAAAUGGCUUGAUAAUUCAUAAAGAGGGAAUCCACACUGCUCACAAAACAUUAUCUUCCAACUCUACCUUCAAUUCCCUUCUCCCAAUUGAAACAAUGAACCAAUAAUCGAAGCAACAUGGCCGACAGCACCACAACUUUCCAGCGAGAUGUCGAAGAAGAGGAGUCCCAGUUCGGCUCCACCCUCUGCCUCUCCUCCUCCUAUUACAGCGUCUUCGUCGUUCGCCUGGCCAUCAUGAUAAUGCUGGCGAUACUGAUUGGCCUUUUAACUCUACUAACAUGGCACAUCACCAGAGUCUACACCACCAAAUCCCUCAAAACCUUAGCAUACGGCCUCCGCCACGAGCUCCUCCAGCGGCCCCUCCUCCGCAUGUGGAACAUCCUCAACUCCACCGUCGAGGUCGCCACCGCCCAGGUCAAGCUCUCCGAGUCUGUCAUCCGCCGCUACAACAAGCCCGCCGCCUCCCAAGCAGACCAAGUCGAGCAGCUUUACCAAGUGAUGAAGGAGUUGACGUGGGCCCUCUUCGCCAGCCAGAAAGCUCUCAACUCCAUCACUCUCAGCUACCGCAACGGAUUCGUGCAGGCCUUCCAUCGGAACCACAGAAGCAACAACACAUACUACAUCUACUCUGAUCUCACCAACUACUCAAUUGCCACCUCAUUUUCUGUCAACCUCCUUUCCUCUCAUCAAGGCUGGAAUGACCAGUCCAUACACACCAACAUGACUGCAAUUUGGUACCGCCAGCCUCUUGACCCCACCACGGGCGAUAAGACUGCAAAGGCCGCCCCAAUCCCACCGGACGAGUUGAUCAACAUAGCCGGGAUUUCGCAGGUUCCUGAUGGGACUGCCACAUGGCAUAUCGCUGUGAGCAAAUACACCGACUCGCCUCUGCUCUCAGCAGCAUUGCCUGUUUGGGAUGCUUCCCAUACAAGCAUAGUCGCUGUCGUGGGCGUUACCACUGCUCUGUAUAGCGUUGGCCAGUUGAUGAAGGAGUUGGUUGAGUUUCAUAGUGGCCACAUAUAUCUCACCUCUCAGGAGGGGUGGCUGCUGGCAACCUCCACCAACACUCCUUUGCUGAUGAAUUCGUCGUCCGGGCCUAAGCUUAUGAUGGCUGUGGAUUCCCAGGAGAGUGUGAUUAGGUCAGGGGCUGAGUAUUUGAGUCGGGCGUAUGGGAACAAGCUGCCUCCGAGUCAAGAAGUUCAUAUCGAGAGCGCGAGGCUUGGGAACCAUCUUUAUUACAUUGACUCCUUUUUCUUGAACUUGAAGAGGCUUCCUAUGGUUGGAGUUAUCAUGAUACCGAGGCAAUAUAUAAUGGGGAAAGUGGAUGAGAAGGCUUUUAAGACUUUGAUGAUUUUGAUAUCUGCUUCUGUGUGCAUCUUGCUGGUUGGGUGGUUCUGCAUCUUCAUUUUAACUAACGGCGUCUCCAAGGAGAUGAAGCUGCGCGCUGCGUUGAUAAGCCAUCUCGAUGCAAGGAGAAGGGCAGAGGCGUCAAACAACUACAAGAGUCAGUUUCUAGCAAACAUGAGCCACGAGCUCCGCACGCCUAUGGCUGCAGUGAUUGGCUUGCUGGAUAUCCUCAUGAGCGAUGACUGCCUCAACAAUGAACAGCAAGCGAUGAUCAUACAGAUUCGCAAAUGCUCCAAUGCUUUGCUGAGGCUUCUUAACAACAUUUUGGAUCUCAGCAAGGUUGAGUCAGGAAAACUGAUACUAGAAGAAACUGAGUUUGAGUUGGGUAGAGAGCUUGAAGGGCUUACAGAUAUGUUCUCCGUGCAGCGGAUUAACCACAACGUAGAGACUGUUCUUGAUCUCUCCGAUGAUAUGCCUAAAGUAGUCCUAGGAGACUCUGGAAGAGUUCUUCAAAUUUUCGCAAAUUUAAUCAGCAAUUCGAUCAAGUUCACAACCUCUGGAUACAUCAUUUUGCGCGGAUGGUGUGAGACUGUAGACACGGAGAGUAAGAAAAGAGAGUCUUACCUCCAUCCAAAGGAGUCGUGGUGUGCACAGAAGUUGAAACGGAAACGGGAAGCAGCCCAAGGGAAGAUAUGCUCCAAGAAAGACAACAAAAUGAUGAUUUGGUUUGAAGUUGAUGACACUGGCUGUGGAAUUGAUCCUGACAAAUGGGAAUCAGUUUUCGAGAGUUUUGAGCAAGCAGAUCCGUCAACUACUAGGCUGCAUGGCGGAACUGGUCUUGGUUUGUGCAUCGUCCGAACCUUGGUGAACAAGAUGAAUGGAGAAAUCAAAGUGGUGAAGAAGAGUGGGCCGGGAACUCUGAUGCAGCUGUAUCUGCUUCUCAACACACCUGCUGAGACGACGAAGCAGCAUUACCAUUUAAACUUCAAAGACCACAAUCUAACUGUGUUGCUUGCACUUAAUGGCAGAAUGACCAGAAUGAUCAUGACAAAAUGGUUGCGGGAAAAAGGAGUUCAAACACACGAAGCAUCUGAAUGGAACGAACUCACGUUAAAUCUUCAAGAUUUCUUCACAAAUGAUAACUCACAAAUGCCACAGUCAGAAACUCAAGAAUCAAACUUUGGAAGCAGCUUUUUCAUCAUAAUCAUCGACGUUGGACUGCUCGACUUGAGCACUGAGCUGUGGAAGCAGCAGCUCAAUUUUCUAGAGGAGUACUGCGCUGAUAGAGCCAGCUUCGCAUGGAUCUUGAAUCACGACACCUCCAAAGUGGUCAAGGCUGAACUCCGAAAAAGAGGGCAUCUGUUAAUGGUUAACAAACCUUUAUACAAAGCAAAACUAGUUCAGAUUUUUGAGGCAGUCAUCAAAAGAGACAGAAACUUGCACCUACAAACUCCAGCAGCAGAUCACGAGUUUCAUGAAAUCGAUUCUCUUCAGUCCCCUUCAGCCAGCUCGGAUGAGUCUGAAAAGCUGGACAAUGAUAGCUGCAAUGUGAUUAGAGGAAGUGAGUAUUUCAGCAGAGGACCUCUGUGUCAAAGCACGCUGAGCAGCUCCUGUGCCGAUUACAUCCAUGUAAACCUAGAGGACGACGUCUCUAUCCUCAGUAAAGAACAGUCUUCCACUAAAUCAUAUAAUGAAGACAAGGAAGGUGGCGCUGCAAGCUCAUGUAAGGCCGUGAAUGAGCAGAAAAGGCCUCUUGAGGGCCUCUGCAUCCUUCUUGCAGAAGACACGAUCGUCCUCCAGAGAGUUGCAACGAUCAUGCUGGAGAAAAUGGGAGCAAGAAUCGUAGUUGUAGGGGACGGGAUUCAGGCAGUGGAUGCUCUAAAAAACAAGAGCCAAUCUAAUGAACACAAUGAUGCCAAAGCAUUGCCAUAUGACUUGAUAUUGAUGGACUGUCAAAUGCCAAAAAUGGAUGGGUAUGAAGCAACAAAAGAAAUAAGAAGAUGGGAAUGUGGAAGUGGUUGGCACAUUCCAAUAGUUGCACUCACAGCUCAUGCAAUGUCUUCUGAUGAAGCCAAAUGCCUUGAAGUUGGCAUGGACGCGUAUCUAACUAAACCCAUAGACUGCAAGCUUAUGGUUUCCACCAUUCUUUCCUUAACUAAAGGAACGUGAUCCGAGUCGGACUCAUACGUUUCAUCUCAUAUUCCGACACUAUCAAUGCAUGCAGUUAACUAAGCCUUGGUGCUUGAUUUUGUUUUAAGGAUAAGAUAUACAGUUUCCCACAGCAGCAGUAGAUGGAAUAGAGAGCCAAAUUGUAAAUUUAGUGCUCAAGCUUUUACCUUUCUUGAAAUGAUUUUAGGAGUUGGUGUACUGAUCAUUUACCAAAUAACUGAAAACAUAAAGCUCUUGCUACA
Messenger RNA from Salvia hispanica, 3919 nucleotides. It is a transcript of the gene HK1, whose product is annotated as histidine kinase 1. Gene Ontology annotation, molecular function: phosphorelay sensor kinase activity. The record is from RefSeq and is a predicted model, not a curated record. Gene Ontology annotation, biological process: phosphorelay signal transduction system; phosphorylation. NCBI's taxonomy places the organism in Eukaryota, Viridiplantae, Streptophyta, Magnoliopsida, Lamiales, Lamiaceae.